Messenger RNA from Pelodiscus sinensis (Chinese soft-shelled turtle), 1702 nucleotides. It is a transcript of the gene RAC2, whose product is annotated as Rac family small GTPase 2. Lineage: Eukaryota; Metazoa; Chordata; Testudines; Trionychidae. Gene Ontology annotation, molecular function: GTP binding; GTPase activity. Gene Ontology annotation, biological process: small GTPase-mediated signal transduction. The record is from RefSeq and is a predicted model, not a curated record.
CUGACGUGGAGGGUUAAGUAACAUUCUAUCUAUCUUCCACUUCCUCCCUCCUCACAAUCUGCUGCUUCCUUCACGCUAGGUUUGACAUUACAUUUGUACAGGUCUUUCCUCUGGUCACCUGAGAGCAUUAAGUCUGCCUGACUUCUCCUGCCCCAGGAGCCAUCCUCCUCCGUGAGGCCUGAGAAAUGCAGGCCAUCAAGUGUGUGGUGGUGGGAGAUGGAGCCGUGGGUAAAACCUGUCUCCUCAUCAGCUACACCACCAAUGCCUUCCCAGGCGAAUACAUCCCCACUGUGUUCGAUAACUAUUCUGCCAACGUGAUGGUUGACAGCAAGCCUGUAAACCUGGGGCUGUGGGAUACAGCUGGGCAGGAGGAUUAUGACCGAUUGAGGCCCCUCUCCUAUCCUCAAACGGAUGUCUUCCUGAUCUGCUUCUCUCUGGUCAGCCCAGCCUCUUAUGAAAACGUCCGUGCCAAGUGGUUCCCUGAGGUGCGACACCACUGCCCCAGCACCCCCAUCAUCCUCGUGGGCACCAAGCUGGAUCUCCGUGAUGAUAAGGAGACGAUUGAGAAGCUGAAGGAGAAGAAGUUGUCGCCCAUCACGUACCCACAGGGCCUCGCGCUGGCCAAGGAGAUUGAUUCUGUGAAAUACCUCGAGUGCUCGGCCCUGACGCAGCGCGGCCUGAAAACGGUGUUUGACGAGGCGAUCCGAGCAGUUCUCUGCCCCCAGCCCACCCGACCAAAAAAACGGGGCUGCAGUCUCCUCUAGGGUUAGGGACCCUGAUUCUGCCAGGGGUAGCCCUCUGCCCUGAAGAAAGACCCCUUGGAGGACUCCCCUUCCUGCCACACCAGUUUCCUUCUGUACUUCCUAAUUUUACCCCAAAGAGAGGCUGCUGCUGCUGGCUUCUCCCAUUGGGACUCCAAAACUUGCCUUUGAGCAGGAAACCCAGUAGUUUGUGUGUGGGGGUGGGGGUGCUUAAUCCCCUCCCCUUAAAAAUUGACUCACCAUGCAAAGAAUAUUGCAAAAAGUCCCUCUCCCUACAUUUGUCCUGCUUGGCCACUUCCCACUGCCCAUCACCAGCAGCCUGGCUUAUCUGCCCCUUCACAUGCCUUCCCCUGCUCUUCCCACUGUGCACAAGGCAGCAGGGAGGCUGGAGAGUGGCCAGGGGGAGGAGCUGCAGCCGAUCUGGGCCAGGUGAAGGAGAGAAAAGGCUCUCCUCUCUCCUCACUCCACAGCUCAGCUAGUGGGGUGGAGAUGCCAGGGUGGAAAGUACGAGCUGGCUUUACAACUGCCUCCCUUUGUUCUGGGCACAGAUUCCAGUCCCACCUCUUGGCUCACUCCCAACACUUGGCUCUGCCGAUGCAACAGGAAUUGAAGAUUUCAGCACUUGGACCUUGGUACUACUUGGUGGUCACAGCGCUUGUUUGUUUCUGCUGCCUAGAAGGACCAGCGUGGGUCUGUAGAACUAGUGCAUCCAUUUGCACAAUUUCCCUCAUUGUGUUCAUUUUUUUUAUUGUAUCCCUUUGGUAUAUAUGGUCAUGCCAAUUUUCUUUCACAAUUUGAUCUGAGGAAGAGGGUCUGGCCCUCGAAAGCUCCUCACCUAAUAAACCAUCUUGUUAGUCUUUAAAGUGCUACGUAGUCCUGGUUUUUGUUCCUUGUUCCUCCUGUCAAUUUCUGGGUAGGCAAUGAGUCAAUAAACCUGACUG